GUUGGCGUGUCGUGACAGCAACUAAUGGUCUAAAUGGUUGUUGAUAUGUCUACCUUCAAUGCUGGCAUGGGUUAGGUACCAUGUAGAAUGUAAUGUGAGACACAAUACUAUCAAGGUUCAUGUCAUAGUAUGUUUGGUUCUUGUGAUUCUGGACAGAAGAUGUCAUUCAGCCAUUGCGGAUUUUUAAAGAAGUGUUGCUACAACGAAAACAAACCCCAGGGCACACAAGCUCCUUUGACAAGCAGCGAGCAAUGCGGCCAUCGACUUGUGGCAUCAGAUGAUAGAAUUAUUGGAGGAAAAUCAGCGUUGAGUGGUGAAUAUCCAUGGCAGGUUUCACUGAGAUACCAAGGACAGCACUUGUGUGGUGGAACUCUUAUUGAUCGUCAGUGGGUUCUUACAGCAGCUCAUUGCUUUGAGCAGACGUAUGUCAAUGGUUGGACUGCUGCUAUUGGUAUUACAGAUCUGAGAAAUCUCUACAGCAGUCAUGUCUAUAGUGCAGCUGAUAUAAUAACCCACGGUUCAUUUGAUAGUACUUCAAAUUCUCAUGAUAUAGCUUUAAUGAAACUGUCUAAACCUGUAGAUAUAUCAGGAACGGCCUCUAGAACAGCAUGUCUUCCUGACUCGACGGAAGAUUUUAAUAACGUCGUCUGCACAGUAUCAGGCUGGGGAUCAACAAGAUUUGAUGGUCCAGGUAGUCGGUAUUUAAAUCAAGUAUCUAUACCUGUUAUGUCUAACAGUCUAUGUAGUUAUUAUCUAGGUAAUGUUGUAUAUGAUCAUAAUAUAUGUGCUGGUAUCAACGCUGGAGGACGGGACGCUUGUCAGGGUGAUUCAGGUGGACCUUUAGUAUGUAAAACAGAAGGAUCAUGGAAGAUAGCUGGUAUUGUAUCAUGGGGUUAUGGUUGUGGUGACAAAAACACCCCAGGUGUCUACACUCGAGUAUCGUCUUUCUUAGACUGGAUAAAACAAGUGAAACAAGGAUACCCAUAAUUCAUAAUACUUAUAUAAUAAAAUAUAUCUUAACAA
Patella vulgata (common limpet) is the source of this 1023-nucleotide messenger RNA. RefSeq names its product transmembrane protease serine 3. NCBI's taxonomy places the organism in Eukaryota, Metazoa, Mollusca, Gastropoda, Patellidae. Gene Ontology annotation, biological process: proteolysis. Gene Ontology annotation, molecular function: serine-type endopeptidase activity. The record is from RefSeq and is a predicted model, not a curated record. The coding region runs from base 130 to 987 and encodes 285 amino acids. The transcript has 7 exons.